This is a messenger RNA of Drosophila melanogaster (fruit fly), 620 nucleotides long. RefSeq lists its product as uncharacterized. Bases 45 to 560 code for a protein of 171 amino acids. Lineage: Eukaryota; Metazoa; Arthropoda; Insecta; Diptera; Drosophilidae. The transcript has a single exon. The record is from RefSeq and is marked reviewed.
UUUAUCUGGAAUUUGAACGAAACACAGAUAAAAAUAUCGCAAAAAUGUCGACACAAAGACCCAAAACCUUGUCGACUGCAAAGGAGUCCUUUCGAGCGUCCGCGGUCAGCGCAGACAGCCGAUCCGAGGUAAUGUCCCACAGUGACUCGGAUGAAGAAUGGGAGCCUGGGAAUGAGGAUAAGCCGGCAUCUGAUGUCACCAUCUAUAACUACUACAACAUGGGACCAGCAUUCGGCAAGAAGUUCCCAUUGCCGUACAUUCGCUUGAUGAUAGCCCAGGUGGUCAAGGAGAAGCUGGCAAACAAGACCUAUAAUCAAUCGGAAGCCCUUAAAUGGACCCGCGAAGUCGCCGAUGACAUAAACAUUAAGAUGAAGGGACGCGGCUCUUCUCCAAGAUUCAAGCACGUUGUGAACGUAAUGCUUUACCAGCAGACCGGAGCCGGAUGUUUCUACGGAGCUCGCGCCAUUUGGGAUGAGCUGUCCGAUGACUACAUAACCUUCACCUUUGAUGGUGGCAGUUUUAUCUGCAUUGCUGCCGUUUUUGGUUGCUAUCAGUACUAGGUUGAUGUACAAUUAAUCAAAUAUAAGAAAUUUUUUAGUAUUAUGCAUUUGCAUAAAAUG